This is a messenger RNA of Durusdinium trenchii, 1826 nucleotides long. The record is from the annotation of a GenBank genome assembly. NCBI's taxonomy places the organism in Eukaryota, Dinophyceae, Suessiales, Symbiodiniaceae.
AACACCGACCAUUCUUGUUGACCCGCCAUGGCCAAUGUGGCAUGCCUUUGGCCCAGUCAUGUGGAGCUGGUGACUGCACGUGGUCGUGACCCGCGGGGUCCGCCCGUCCCUCUUCAGUCUCGAAGCCUCCCUUGGACGUCCUCCAAUGCAUGGAUCUCAAGGUCCAACGUAGGCGUUGCAAGCCUACUGUGUGGUCUGUGGGCGGGCCUCCGGCGGAGCGAGCCGCGAGUGGCGCGGCUCGCGGAGGAGGGUCAACAGCAGGAAUACCUGGAGGAGUUCGAUGCCCUGGGCCGAGAGCUCACGGGAAAGGCCAUCAUUGUCGGCUGGGAUCCUGGUCGCAAGAACCGAGUUGCGAGCCCAGACGGGCCGAGCUUCUCACCCGAGGAGUCGAUGGAGGAGCUUGAGGGCCUUUGUAAGACCUUGGGCCUUGAGGUGAAGGAGUGCGUGCUGCAACAGUGGAGGCCGACCCAGGGGCGUUUGCCCAUCGGCAGCGGAAAGGCAGAGGAGUUGAGGCAACAGGUGAAGUACGACCCUGAAAUCGGGGUGGUGGUCUUCGACCAGGACAUGUCUUACCGGAUGCUGAUGACGCUCAAGGGUCGAAUUGCGCCCAACGGCGAAUGCGUCAUCCUCGACCGGACGUCUUUGAUUCUCAGGAUAUUUGCACAAAGAGCGAGGACAAAGGAAGCCAAACUUCAAGUUAAGCUUGCGAGCCAGCGCUACAUGUUGCCGCGCCUCCGGUACUACCUGACCACGGGCGCUGGCAUGGAAGCCCAAGGUGGUAGUGUUGGCGCUGGAGGGUCUGCCUCGGGCGGCGGCGCCUAUCUAAAAGGAAAAGGAGAGACCCAGUUGCAGAUGGACAGGACCUUGUUGAAGCGGAGGAUUGCAGCCUGCACCAAACAGCUGGAGGAGGUGCGGAAGGUGCGGGCAAGACAGCGUGAACGUCAUGUGGAGCUUGGAUUGCCCAUCAUUUCAUUAGUGGGAUACACCAAUGCUGGAAAGUCCACCUUGAUGAAUGCUUUGGCACAAAGUACUGAGGUGAAGACCAAGGAUCGUCUCUUUGAGACCUUGGACCCCACACGACGCUCGGUCACGCUGCCAGGUGGCCGCACCGUGAUGCUGGCAGACACAGUGGGUUUCAUCCAGAGGCUUCCAGAGCAGCUGGUCGCAGGCUUCAGGGCCACUUUGGAGGAGGUGGUUGAGACGACCAUGAUCCUGCACGUGGUGGACGUCUCUUCUCCAACUGCUGCUCAGCAGAUCGCCAGUGUGUUGAAGACGCUGAAGCGGCUGCCGAAGUUCAAGCCGGAUACUCCGCAGAUCAUGGUCUACAACAAGGUGGACAAACUGGAAGGCAGGAAUAGCUGAAGAGCUAGAGCAAAGCCUGAGCUAUCCACAUCCCGGUAUCGUGGGGCAUGUCCAGGCAAAAAGAGCCGUCAUGCAAAAAGCAGGGCAAAGAUCUCUGCCUUAAAGGGUACGGGCUUCCAUGCCUUGGCGGAGGCUAUUGAAGACACCCUCAUCAAACACACCGACUAUGGUGCUGCACAACUGCGGCUCCUGAUUCCAUACACCGAUUCCUCCAUCUAUGCUCAGAUGAAGAGUGGCGAUCAGCAGGUGAAGAUCAACACCGAGGAACACACCAGCGAUGGUUACCUGUUGAGAGUGACGGCUUCCCCCACCGCCGCGCGCAUCCUGAAGGACUUUGAGGUGAGUGAAGAGGACUUUGAACUCCUCACCGAACUUCCGGCAUGACCAGCAUGAGCAUGCUGGCAUUGCGCGCGUAGAUUUGUUAGUGUUCAUAGCGCCUUGGAUGUCUCAAAGCCACGACCGGC